This is a messenger RNA of Quercus lobata, 1093 nucleotides long. Its product is annotated as Nucleic acid-binding, OB-fold-like protein. Gene Ontology annotation, molecular function: single-stranded DNA binding. The coding region runs from base 101 to 802 and encodes 233 amino acids. The record is from RefSeq and is a predicted model, not a curated record. NCBI's taxonomy places the organism in Eukaryota, Viridiplantae, Streptophyta, Magnoliopsida, Fagales, Fagaceae. The transcript has 4 exons. Gene Ontology annotation, cellular component: mitochondrial nucleoid. Gene Ontology annotation, biological process: positive regulation of helicase activity; mitochondrial DNA replication.
ACAAUAGCUCCACUUCAGUUCAGCUCCUCCAUUGACACUACUAGAGUUUUGUAGGGUUUAAGCCCAAAAUUUAACACAGAAAGAGCUUAGUCUCAAGAAAAUGGCGAACUCAGUGGGUGCACUUUCCAGAAGGCUAUGCCGCUCUCUACUCUCAACCACCCAUUUCCCUAAGCCCUCUCAUUACGCUUCCUCCAUGUCCAUGUACACCACCGAGUCCGACCACCCCGAACCCACUUCCGACUCGGACGAGUUAGACCUUGACUCAGUUCCACCUGAGCAAUCUUCUUCUCCAACCCAAGACUCCAAUCCUCAACAACAACAACAACAACAACAACAACAACGCACGGUCUUCGAUUGGCCUCUAGAGAAUGGACUCGAUGUGGGCAUUUACAAGGCGAUAUUGGUUGGGCAAGUGGGGCAGAAACCAUUGAAGAAGACACUGAAGAGUGGGAGGACAGUGACGAUGUUCUCUUUAGGGACAGGUGGGAUUCGAAACAAUCGUAGGCCAUUGGAUAACGAGGAUCCGAGGGAGUACGCGAAUCGCUGCGCGGUUCAGUGGCAUCGGGUUUCUGUCUAUCCCGAUCGCCUAGGUGGGAUUGUCAACAAGCAUGUUGUUCCUGGUUCAAUUCUAUAUUUGGAGGGCAAUCUGGAAACCAAAAUCUUCACUGAUCCAAUAACUGGUCUUGUUCGACGUAUAAGAGAGAUUGCCAUUCGUCGUAAUGGUCGCCUUGUAUUUUUAAGUAAAGGUGAUGAUGCACAGCAAGCAUCACAAUCAGAAUUGAGAGGUGUUGGCUAUUACUAGAAGUGUUGCUGAAGUGGGAGUGGCUGAAGGUUUAUUUGACAGAAACCAAUUUUCACAUUUGUAAUUAUGUCAUAGCCAAUAUGGAGGAGGAAAAUUUGAAGGAAACACUAGCGCAUGGUGGCCUUGUGUCUUUACCUAUUAUCACUUCUGUUUUGGAAGUCAGUAUAAGGUUGGGAAAGUAGUUUUAUAAUCUUCACUAUCUGUUCAUCCGUCAGAUAGGACAUUACUGAGCCUCCACUUGGAAUGGUCUUGUGAGAGAAGUUGACCUUUUUAUGUAAUUUUCAUUUUUCA